Messenger RNA from Cucurbita maxima (winter squash), 2093 nucleotides. Its product is annotated as probable inositol transporter 2. The record is from RefSeq and is a predicted model, not a curated record. NCBI's taxonomy places the organism in Eukaryota, Viridiplantae, Streptophyta, Magnoliopsida, Cucurbitales, Cucurbitaceae. Bases 210 to 1934 code for a protein of 574 amino acids. Gene Ontology annotation, cellular component: membrane. Gene Ontology annotation, molecular function: myo-inositol:proton symporter activity. The transcript has 5 exons. Gene Ontology annotation, biological process: transmembrane transport.
UCCCUCCCAUUUCUUUCUGCUCCUCUUAUUUAUUCACUUCUUUCUCUUCCAUUUUCUUCUACCCAGAAACCAAAAAGGACAGAAAAAAAAGACCCAUUUCCAGAAUUUUCUUUUAUGGGUUAAAGUUCUUAGCUUUUGCUGGAAAUCCCAUAAAGAGUUUCGUUAUUUCUUUUUGGUCCCUGUUUGUGUGUGGGUUUUUAGAAGGGGCAAUGGAGGGAGGAUUCCAUGGAAGCACUGAUGGUUCAGCUUUCAAACAAUGCUUCUCUCUGGCUUGGAAGAAUCCUUAUGUUCUUCGUCUUGCUUUCUCUGCUGGAAUUGGUGGCCUUCUUUUUGGCUAUGACACUGGAGUCAUUUCUGGAGCUCUUCUUUACAUCAGGGAUAACUUCAAGGCUGUGGAUAAAAGCACUGUUUUACAGGAAACCAUAGUGAGCAUGGCAAUAGGAGGUGCCAUAAUAGGAGCAGCAAUGGGAGGAUGGAUGAACGACAGAUAUGGGAGAAGAACUGUAAUUCUCAUAGCAGAUUUGCUCUUCUUCAUUGGAGCUGUGGUAAUGGCAGCUUCACCCAACCCUUCCCUUCUCAUUGUCGGUCGAGUUUUCGUCGGACUUGGUGUGGGAAUGGCUUCCAUGACCUCCCCUCUCUACAUCUCUGAGGCUUCCCCUUCAAGAAUCCGUGGUGCCCUUGUCAGCACCAACGGUUUUCUCAUCACUGGUGGCCAGUUUCUCUCCUAUCUAAUCAACCUCGCUUUUACAAAGGCACCAGGCACAUGGCGAUGGAUGCUUGGGGUUGCAGGCAUUCCAGCUCUCUUGCAGUUUAUCUUAAUGUUCUUGCUUCCCGAGUCACCUAGAUGGCUAUACCGCAAGGGAAGAUUAGAAGAGGCGGAAAGGAUACUAAGAAAAAUAUAUUCGGAAAACGAGGUAGAGGCGGAGAUUCAGGAUCUUAAGGAAUCGGUUGAAGCAGAGAUCAAGGAAAAGGAGUCUUGUGAGAGGGUUAGCUUGAUGAAGAUAUUGAGAACCAAAACAGUGAGAAGGGGGCUUUAUGCAGGGGUUGGGCUCCAGAUUUUCCAGCAAUUUGUGGGCAUAAACACAGUGAUGUACUACAGCCCAUCUAUAGUUCAGCUGGCUGGCUUUGCUUCUAAUGAGACAGCACUGCUGCUAUCACUGGUCACAGCUGGGCUCAAUGCAUUGGGCUCCAUUGUGAGCAUAUAUUUCAUUGAUAGAACAGGGAGGAAGAAGCUUCUAGUGUUCAGCUUAUUUGGUGUCAUAGUUUCUCUUGGUGUGCUAUCAGCAGUGUUUCAUGAAACAACAUCUCACUCUCCGUUAGUGAGCUCUGGAGCCAGUCCACUCAAAGCUUACACAUGCCCUGACUACAGUUUUGCUAGCAAUGCUGCUUCUUGGGACUGUAUGAAGUGUUUGAAAGCCUCAUCUCCUGAUUGUGGUUUCUGUGCUUCAGAAUCUAAUAAGCUGUUUCCUGGAGAAUGUCUGGUAGCUAAUGAGACCGUGAAGCAACUAUGCCAUAGUGGAAACAGGCUAUGGUACACCAGGGGAUGUCCCAGCAGAUUUGGGUGGCUUGCACUCAUUGGCCUUGCUCUCUACAUCAUUUUCUUCUCUCCAGGAAUGGGAACUGUGCCAUGGAUAGUGAACUCUGAGAUAUAUCCUUUAAGGUAUCGUGGAGUGUGUGGAGGAAUAGCAGCCACAGCCAAUUGGGUAUCAAACCUUAUUGUUGCUCAGUCCUUCCUAUCAUUAACCCAAGCAAUAGGGCCUUCCUGGACGUUCCUGAUAUUUGGAUUGAUUUCAGUAGUAGCACUUAUGUUUGUCCUCAUAUUUGUGCCUGAAACUAAGGGCCUUCCCAUUGAGGAGAUCGAGCAGAUGCUUGAGAACAGGGCUUUGCAUUUCAAGUUCUGGGAGAACAGGGCAGAUCUGUUGCCCAAAAGCUAAGCGCCUGAAAAAAACAGUACCAUAAGUAGUGUUAUAUAACAUGUGUUCAUACAAGAGUGGUUCGAUUCUAUAGUUUUCGUGUUUGUUAAUGGUGUCAAUCGUGGGUAAUGUGUUAAUUCACAUAAAGAAUUCUCCAAAAGGGUCGCUGUGAUUGCUUCU